CCUAGGUCUUAUCGGAUUCGAGUCAUAUUUAUAUUACAACGACGAUAUCCGAAUAAAAAUAAUCAUUGACAUGCCGACUCUCGUCACGCAUGUAUCGUCGGAAUUUUAACGCAAAAAUUAAAAUGGCCAACAUAUUAUUAGCAUCAUGUGUCAUUGCGUUGACGUUAGUAUCAGCGUCGUUGGCUUCAGACUUUAUCGUUUUAUACUCUGAAGAUGAGAAACAAUUAGAAGCGGAAUAUGGAACAAAUACAUCAUCGAAGCAUCUGAAACUCAGUUUCUUCGAAGAUUGUAUCAACAAAGAUCCAAGUGUUUGUACCCCAAAAACGAGAAGCAAUGCAGAGUACUUAAGUUAUUUUAUGGAAUCGGAAAAACAGGAAUGUAAGCAUUUCGAACAAAUCAGUCAGUCGAUGAACGAUGUCUUGCAAUUCUGCGUCGAUUUCGAUAACAGUUCUUGGUUCGGUGGCGCCGAAGUUGGUUUACAGGAAUGGCCUCUGAAUAAACUCAACUGGACAGACAGAGAAUAUGUGACAAAAGAAUCACACAGCCAAGCAGUGGUCGAGUCAUAUUUCUUCAACUCUGACGGCUUUUACUUACACAUUAACGAUUCGGUUGCCUUGUUCGUAGACAUCAAUGGCCCCAGACCGGGAAAAAUGUGCUUUGCCGCCAAAGUUGUCGCUCCGUACAGAAAAGUCAGGAAUUUCAUGCAAUUCCGCGUUUGCAAAUUUAGCGACCCCCGGAAAGCUCACGAAAACGCCAUUAAAGAUUUUCUCGGUUCGCCCACAUCCAUACCCGAUCCUUACGUAGUGAAGUACCCGAUUUGGUCCACGUGGGCUAGGUAUAAGAUAGACGUCAACACGUCUUCCGUUUUGAGUUACGCCGAAGAAAUUGUCAAAAACGGAUUUGACAGAGGUACGUUCGAGAUCGACGACAAGUGGGAAACUUGCUAUGGCAGUGCAACUUUUGAUAAAGAACGAUUCAGUAAUAUCAAAGACACAGUAAAUAAACUGAGAUCGUAUGGCUUCAAGACUUCUUUGUGGACACAUCCGUUCAUAAACAAUGAUUGUCCUAUUCACGAAGUGGCAAAAAGCAACGGAUACUUUGUCAAUAGUACAGCGGGCACAGUGAACUCUACGUGGUGGAAUGGAAAUGCCUCUUAUAUAGACUUCACAAAUCCCGAAGCGGCGGCAUGGUGGUCAAAUGGUCUACGCAAUUUACUUGCAACAUCUGGUAUUGAUACACUGAAGUUCGAUGCAGGCGAAGCCAGUUGGAGCCAUCCACUUCCCGUCUAUUACGACAACGAUUUGACAUACUACCCCGAUAAUAUUGUAAACGCGUACCUCACAACAAUCAAGGCUUUUGGCGAUGGCAUAGAGUACAGGGCUUCCAGAAGGAGUCAAUCAUAUGGUUGUUUGUUAAGAAUGAUUGACCGCGAGUCCCGAUGGACUUACGAAUUGGGACUGCCAACACUGGUCACAUCUCUCAUACAUUUGAAUAUGAUUGGAUAUCCGUUCGUGUUACCGGACAUGAUCGGUGGAAACGGUUAUAACAACUUACCGCCUUCCAAAGAAAUGUACAUCAGAUGGAUGCAAGCCGCUGUGUUCAUGCCAGUCGUACAGUUUUCGUACACUCCUUGGGACUUCGACGCACAGACGUUAGAAUUGUGCCGACAUUUCAUGGCGCUCCGCAACAACUAUACCGACACAAUUGUGGAUUUAAUGAAACUAACUGUUGCACAUGGUACCCCAGUGAAUCCUCCGGUCUGGUGGAUCGAUCCCACUAGUACAGAUGCACACGCAAUCGACAACCAAUUUAUGUUGGGUGAAAAUAUUCUAGUAGCUCCAGUUCUCGUCGAAGGUGCAACUUCCCGUCAUAUUUACUUGCCCAAGGGUAUGUGGAGGGACGAAAACCAUCCCACAAGUCCACUCUUGUCCGGAAGAAUAUGGCUGAUCGACUAUCCUGCCAGCCUUGAAGUCCUCCCGUGGUUUACUAGGGUUAGUCCAGAGAAUCAGCCAGAACCAUCCAGUUCGGUUUGCCAUAUGUCGUCUGCUACUUAUAUUAUCGCUUUAGGUUUAAUCGCGUAUUUAUUCCGAUGAAAUUCACGAUAAUAUAUCGUUGAGUUCAUAGAUACCUUACUUAGUGUAAUAUUAUGAUAUAAUUUUUAUAUAUAUUUUGAUUGUACAGCCAGUGGUCCAAUAACUUUGCUGGAAUUUGAUUUAAUUUACUCAACUGACGUGAUAUUAAUUAUAAUUAUUACUUUCGAUGUUUCGCUAUACGUUUUAUAGUUUAUUAUUAUUGAAAUAAAACGUGCUGACUUCUGUGUAAA
Metopolophium dirhodum (rose-grain aphid) is the source of this 2323-nucleotide messenger RNA. RefSeq names its product myogenesis-regulating glycosidase-like. Gene Ontology annotation, molecular function: hydrolase activity, hydrolyzing O-glycosyl compounds. Lineage: Eukaryota; Metazoa; Arthropoda; Insecta; Hemiptera; Aphididae. The record is from RefSeq and is a predicted model, not a curated record. The transcript is spliced from 8 exons. Gene Ontology annotation, biological process: carbohydrate metabolic process. The coding region runs from base 90 to 2093 and encodes 667 amino acids.